AUGAAUGCUGUUCUACUUUUUGUAUCGGCUUUCUUAUGUUGCUCAGAAAAGGUAGCAACAGGAGUUUCUAUACCGAUUAAUACAAUCAUUACUCAAAGAAAUGCUGCAUCUAUUGGAUUAGUUGGCGAUGGUGCAGAUGUGAAUCGUACUACUGUUGGAGGUACGGCUUUAGUUGGUGGUGGUACAGAUGUCGAUGAAGUCUUUCAAUGGAUGAUAAAAAAAGCAGGUGGUGGUGAUUUUGUUGUAAUUCGAGCUUCCGGUACUGAUGCAUACAACAGUUAUAUUUAUAGUUUAGGUCCUAUCAAUUCUGUUGAAACAUUAUUGAUCAAUUCGCGUACUUUAGCUAAUGAUCCUGAAGUUGAACGAACAAUUCUGAAUGCUGAAGCUGUAUUCAUUGCUGGUGGUGAUCAAGCUAAUUAUGUUAAUUACUGGAAAGAUACUAAGGUACAUUAUGCACUUGAUUAUUUACGCAAUGUCAAACAAAUACCAGUAGGUGGUACUUCAGCAGGUUGUGCUAUUCUUGGUGGUACAUAUUUUUCAGCUCUUCAAGGAUCAAUUACUUCAUCGGAAGCUCUUAAAAAUCCAUAUCUUAAUCUUCUUACUCUUGGUUACAAUGAUUUUCUCAAACAACCUUAUCUUUCUGAUGUUGUUACCGAUUCUCAUUUUGAUAAUCGUGAUCGUCAUGGUCGUCUUACUACAUUUCUAGCUCGUAUGAGUCAUGAUAAAGGAAUACUAGCUCGUGGUAUUGGUCUUGAUGAAUCCGCUGCAGUAUGCAUUGAACCAAAUGGUAUAGGAAUAAUAUAUGGUACUGGUACUGCUUAUUUUCUCAAUCAAAAUGGUAUCGAUAGCACACCUGAAACAUGUCUUAGUGGUUCUCGUCUUGAUUGGUAUCGAAAUCAGAGAGCUGUACGAGUAUAUAAAGUUAAAGGUACCAAUGAUGGGUCAAAUAUGUUUGAUCUUAAAACAUGGGCUUAUGGUAGUGGUGGCCUUCAUCUUUAUUAUUAUGUGCGUAAUGGUGUACUUCAUAUUGCUUAUUAA
Adineta steineri is the source of this 1038-nucleotide messenger RNA. Lineage: Eukaryota; Metazoa; Rotifera; Eurotatoria; Adinetida; Adinetidae. The record is from the annotation of a GenBank genome assembly.